Molecule: messenger RNA, 1739 nt
Organism: Scaptodrosophila lebanonensis
Lineage: Eukaryota; Metazoa; Arthropoda; Insecta; Diptera; Drosophilidae
Gene: Ppat-Dpck
Product: bifunctional coenzyme A synthase
Exons: 2
Coding region: 42-1604 (520 amino acids)
Biological process (GO): coenzyme A biosynthetic process
Molecular function (GO): dephospho-CoA kinase activity; ATP binding
Source: RefSeq, a predicted model, not a curated record
UCGUAUUGUUGUAAAUACAACGAAGCAACCUCUAAAGGAUUAUGGCUUCCACGGGACUGUUGGUGGUGUCUAAUAUAAAGCAUCUGGGUACAUCGUUGCGGAGCAUCGAGAAGUACGUUAGCUCAUUGUACAUAGCAUUAAAUGUGUCAACAUGUGGAGCAAAACAGGAAAUUCAACCGCCACCACCACCUGUUUGGGGCCGCCUUAUAUCACAGGUUUAUGCCGACAGUAGUAGCUAUGUGGGCAAUAAUAUUGACUUGAGGGUGCUGGUGACACCUCUAAAGCCCUUCGAUUCUGCUUCUGGUUUAGUGAAGUUGCAUAAAACAGUGGAUGUUUUGUUUUCUGAUGCACAUCAGCCGGAACUUUGCGAGAGUUGGCGAAGAACCCUUAACAUAACCAAGCCCACUAUUUUUCUUCAAGACACGGACAUGAAUGACUUGGCUACGUUGGAAAGCAGCCCGCAGGAGGUAAAGGUUUAUCCAAAUGUAGUGUUAGGUGGAACUUUUGACCGCAUACAUAUUGGCCACAAGAUCUUCUUGACCCAGGCAGUGCUACGUGCUACCCAGCGCCUUGUGGUAGGCGUUACAACAGCCACCAUGACUAAAUCUAAGACAUUGCCUUAUCUGAUUUUGCCCGUAGAGGAGCGAAUUGCACAACUACGUGAUUUUCUCAUGGAUAUUGAUUCAACGCUACAGUAUGAUAUUGUUCCCAUAGAUGAUCCAUUUGGGCCGACACAGCAUGAUCCGGACAUGGACAUGAUUGUUGUAAGUGCCGAAACUUUUCGUGGAGGCCAGAAGGUCAACGAGAUUCGCAGUUCAAAACAUCUUAGCCAACUGGAUAUUUUUGUAAUUGACAUUGUGGAAAGCAAUGUCAGCGAUAGCAUACACGAGUCGAAGGUCAGCUCGAGUAACACGCGCAUUGAUCUUCUUGGCACACGAUGGCGUAAACCUGAGCCUCGACCAAAUCUUCCUGCAGUUCCCUACAUUAUUGGCCUGACGGGUGGCAUUGCCUCGGGUAAAAGCAAAAUGGCUGAGCGCUUAGGCAAAUUAGGCGCCCAUGUCAUUGACUGUGACAAGGUUGCCCAUGAUGUCUACGAGCCUGGCCAGACGUGCUAUGAGAAGAUUGUGAAGCACUUUGGUAAUCAUAUAUUAGCUAUGGAUGGUCGCAUUGAUCGAACAAAACUGGGUCCUAUAGUCUUUUCAAAUACAAAAGAGUUGCAAACACUCAAUGACAUUGUUUGGCCAGAACUAAUGGUAGAAGUAAAGAGGCGUUUGGCUGUCUUAAGUUCGUUACCCACACCCCCUAAAGUGGUUGUCUUAGAGGCAGCGGUUUUGCUGCGUGCUGGUUGGGAAACUGAGUGUCAUGAAGUGUGGUCCAUGGUUGUGCCUCCUGAGGAGGCGGUACGGCGCAUAAUUGAGCGCAAUGGGCUUAGUGAAGAGGAGGCAUGCAAACGUCUGUCCAACCAAGUGCCCAAUAGCGAAAUUGUAGCAAAAUCUAAUGUAAUUUUCAGCUCCCAAUGGGAUUACGACUUUACGCAGAAGCAGGCAGAACGCGCAUGGAAUAUGCUGAACAAAGAACUUAACUCGCGACAUAGUAGUCUGUGACGAAAAAACAGUACGGCAUUUUCUUGUUAAACACAGUAAAAUAUGCUAUUUCAACAUUGUAUGCAUUUGUUUGUGUAGUUAUUUUUUUUCGUAGCUUUAGGUCGAAAUGUUAAUAAAGAGAAAUGCGUACUACAA